Messenger RNA from Entrophospora candida, 1242 nucleotides. The record is from the annotation of a GenBank genome assembly. Lineage: Eukaryota; Fungi; Glomeromycota; Glomeromycetes; Entrophosporales; Entrophosporaceae.
AUGCCUGGACCUUCUCCUGAUCAUUUUCUGUUAGGAAAUUUCUGGGAAAUGAUUAAACCUACGGGUGGAAUGGAGUGGGCAGAAAAAUAUGGCAAUGUAUAUAGGUGUUAUGGAUUAUUCAAUGAACCAAGGGUUUAUAUUCUUGACGAAAAAAAUGUUCAAAAAGUACUUGUUAAUGACGCAUAUACUAAAUUUAGUAAAACAAUACCAAAUCUGGGAUAUUUAAAGAGGAUUCUUGGAGAAGGUAUUUCAAUGGUAAAUGGUGAUGUGCACAAGAGACAACGUAAACUGAUGAAUCCAUCAUUCGGAUUUGAUUCUGAAAUAAAUUCUUUGACAGGAACAUCAAGACUUGCAGACUCAUUAAGUGCUCUUUUUGAUAAUAAACAUGGGUCAGUGUUUCAUUCACUAUCAUUUAUUUUUCCCAUAUUGAGAUCGCUGCCAUUAAAAAUAAAUCAAGAAAUCGAAGAUGCUACAAUUGAAAUUGAAAAAAUUACAAGGAAAUUAGUUCAAGAUAAAUUUGAUAAAUUUAAAGAAGGUAAAUUAGAUAGCAAUGAUUUGGUAAGUGUUUUGGUGAAAGCUAGUUAUGGACAGGAAAUAGAUCCAAGUGAACAAAUGAGUUUUGAAGAAAUAAGAAAUCAGAUUAUGACAUUUUUGAUAGCAGGACAUGAGACAACCGGUGUUAUGAUGACUUGGGCAUUGUAUUAUUUGUCUAAAGAUCAAGAAAUUCAGGACAAACUCAGAGAAGAAAUUGUUAAAGAAUUUCCUGAUAAGGAUUCUGAGCUAAAUUUUGAUCAAAUCAAUUCCAUGGAAUAUUUAAAUGCGGUUUGUAAAGAAACACUCAGAAUUGCCCCUCCAGUCUUAUUUUUGAUUCGUGCGGCAGAUGAAGAUGUCAUGAUUGAUGAAUAUCUUAUUCCAAAGGGCACGCCAAUUUUCAUACCAACUUAUCAAAUUCAUCAUUUGGCAUCAAUUUGGGGUGAUGAUGUUGAAAAAUUUAAUCCAUCACGUUGGUUUACAGAAAAAGUCAAAGGUCUUUCUCAUUACAAUUAUCUACCAUUUUCAGCCGGGCCAAAAUCAUGUAUUGCUAGUAAGCUUGCAUUAAAUGAAGUGAAAAUUAUCUUGUGCAAUUUACUAAGAAAUUUCCGGUUCCAUGAAGUCGAAGGUUUCAAAGUUGCAUCUAAAAUGAAUAUUACUUUUAGACCUGAUCCUACUGUGAAGUUGUGGGUUAGCGAAGUUGAUUAUUAA